Molecule: messenger RNA, 848 nt
Organism: Lactuca sativa (garden lettuce)
Lineage: Eukaryota; Viridiplantae; Streptophyta; Magnoliopsida; Asterales; Asteraceae
Source: RefSeq, a predicted model, not a curated record
AAGAAAGCUGACAUGGCAGCUUGCGUGGACUGUUAACAUUACAGAAAGGCUGAUGUGGAUACAUCAUCAUGCAAUUGUUCACAAGUGUUGCUUCUUGCUUUGCAUAAUACUCCUACAAACUGUAUACGGGGCUAAUUUGGACAUUUUAAAUGUCGGGGAAGAACUGCAAAAGGAAACUCUACCAUUACAAUCAGGAUCCCGUAUCUACCAACUUCAAGGCCUUAAGCCAAAUCAUUGGUAUGAAGUGAAGAUAUCAUAUCCUGCUUCUAUACCCGCUAGCUUUUCAUUACAACUUAAAAAAGAAAAUCCAAACUUUGAGCCAAAGCACCAGAGGAAAUUACUCAAUACUGAAAAGUUGAUUUUCAAGAAUGAUGAUGAAGACUUACAAAUCAACCAGAGUGGAAUGUAUGUCAUGUUGACUGUGGAAACUGAGGGGGUGGUUGCUAUCCCAAAUGGAAAGGAGAGGGAAAUGGUUAUAUAUAACAUAGUUUGUGAUGAACUAUUGUUAGGUAUUCCACACAAGGCUUGGUGGGUUGUGAUGUUUGUAAUUAUUUGUUUGGGUGUGGCAUUUGUGAUCCCAUCUUUUCUUCCUUCACUUCUUAUAACAACAGAUCGAAUGCCAUUAUUAGCUUCCAAGAAUUCCUGACUUAAUUCAUCAUCAGUAUGCUCACAAAGUGUAUUGGAAAAUGGAAGAUUUUGAUACUUGAAGCAAGUUUGAAAGUUGGCAGUUUUUGGGAUUCUUGAUCAUAUUUAUGUUUGGGAUGUUAAUGAUUUGAGAAAGUUGAUGUAUAAUGGUAAUUAACUGUUAGACUUUGAUCAUCAAAUGGCUUUUCGAAGUUUACUUUCAA